This is a messenger RNA of Entelurus aequoreus (snake pipefish), 7625 nucleotides long. RefSeq names its product lysine (K)-specific demethylase 6B, a (gene kdm6ba). Gene Ontology annotation, biological process: heart development; regulation of gene expression. The coding region runs from base 836 to 6496 and encodes 1886 amino acids. The record is from RefSeq and is a predicted model, not a curated record. NCBI's taxonomy places the organism in Eukaryota, Metazoa, Chordata, Actinopteri, Syngnathiformes, Syngnathidae. Gene Ontology annotation, molecular function: RNA polymerase II cis-regulatory region sequence-specific DNA binding; chromatin DNA binding; histone H3K27me2/H3K27me3 demethylase activity. The transcript is spliced from 24 exons. Gene Ontology annotation, cellular component: MLL3/4 complex.
UGUGUGUGUGCAUGUGUAGGUGUGUGUGUAUGUUUGGGCUCGUGUGUGAGCUCUGUGUUCAUUUCCUUUCUUUGUUUGACUACUGAGUGGGGAUAAAGCGAGACAGAAUAUAGAGAGAGUGUGAGCAGGAGAAAAUACACAAGAGGGGGAAAAAAGACCCCAAACAAGUGUACACACUCUUGUUAUCCUUUUUUUAAAUUGUAUUUUACAACAAGACAAAGGUUUGUUUGUUUGGCUUUUUCCCUGCAAACAGCCCAAAAUAUUUUUUCACAACUGCUCCUUACAUUUAGAGUGGUAUCUGGGAGUGGAGGUUGUUUAGUGCAUUGGCUCUAGCAGAGUGUGUGUGUGAGGCGAGGUGGUGGGGGCAGGCAGCCGGAGCAAUUUAAAGGGAAAACACAGCACACAAAGCUGGGAGUGCAGGCAGGCAGCAGGAACGCCGCUGAGCUGCUGGGAAUCUGCUGAUCUGACUGCCGCUGGAUUGGACAGACACGUUUUGGAUUCUUUUUUUGGGAUCCCACUCCGGAGUCCUUCCCCCCUCUCGUUUCCCGGUGUCCUGUCCGAGCACGGAGGCGGAGCUUAUAAUGAUGGCCUGCUGAUAGACCAAAGUACCCAUGAUCACACGUGUCCAGGAGACCCCCGAGAGAUGACUGUCGGCCGAAGCUGAGGCGCAACGUAACUGUCAAUCAAUAAAGUUGGUGCUGCUCUGGGAGUUGCCUGGUUUGUGGGUCCCUGGUGCUGAAGAUAGAAGAGUGGGACAGUCAAGAUAUAAAGUCUUGGAGUGAGGCCCUCUCUGUGCUGCAGUGGAGGGCUUCACAGUUACAGCUAGUCCGGCUGGAUGCAUCACGCAGUAGAGCAGUUUGGUGGCCGUGGCACACGGGAUUCCUUCCCUCUGGAUGGACUCAACAGGGGACCUUGGGCUCCCGUGGGCGGCCGCGCCUGGCAGCCACCUGGCAGGUGUUUGCCUGGAAUGACCCAACACCAGAUCCUUCCCCAUCUACCACCUGGUCCAAUCAAUGGACUCAACCAGUCCGGAAAAUUCUUUAAUAAUGGGCCCAUGCGAGGAGGAGGAGGUGACAAGCUGGAUCUCCCACAGCAGAUGUUGCAGAGGGAGCAGACCAGACUUCAUUCUCUGCAUCCUCCUCCCCCCCACCGUGCAUGGGAGCAACUGGGCCAGCUGUAUGAAUCCCACCAUCCUCCUCAAGGACAUCUUGGCUUGCCCCUUCCUGAGCACUCACUUCGCCUCCAUAAUGGGGGCUAUGCAGGCAGUGUAGGAGUUUCCCCCAACUUGCAUCUCCCUCCCGUCAGGCCCAACCAACCUCUGAAGUUUGGGGGUCCUCAGGAACACCUCGCUUCUAGGGGGCCGCCCCUGCUGGGAGACGACAUGUGGGCUCAGGUGCACCAGCAGCAGAGGACCCAUCCUGGCAAGAUACCUGGGGGUCAGCUGAAGAGAUCAGCCCCCCCGCUCGGUGAGCAUUCUGUCAUCCAGCACACUCCUCUGCCAUCCGUGCACCCGCCCAACCGUUCAGCCACAGAGGACUGUCCCAGCCCAAGGAAGAGGAAAAAGAGCUCAGAUCAGGUACCCCAUCUUGGUCACCAGCGCUUCCCAGUACCCAGCCAUGUUUUAUCUCAACCCCACCACCCGCCUCCUAAACCAGUCUUUUGGAGCCCCCUUCACAAAGACAGCAGCACCUGGCAGCCUCAGAGUUCUGAUCGAAAGAACCCGCCAACGCAGGAGUUCUUAGCUAGAACUGAGGUCCAUAAACAAACAUUAGGAAGCUAUCCCUAUAAGUUAUCUCCGGCCACGCUAACGCAACCCACAGCGUCACCUCUGAACCCGCCUCCUCCUAGCUACAACCAGGGAUGUGCGCCUCCCCUACAAAGAGACUCCUUCAACCCUAAGUCCACACACUCCUACCGCAGUCCCACAUCUAAACCUAGUCCGGCUCCCCCCUGUCAGGCCACAGAGCCCCACAGUCAAAGAAGUCUUCAAGGCAGCAGCCUGACCCCCCCUCAGCUGCCAUUGACUCCGAGCAGAGGGGACCGAGAUCCACAUCGGCACACCCAGUCGUCACCAGCAAACCCCCAAGCCAGCAGCAGCAGUGUGCCUUACAGCCACUUCCAGCCUCACCCAGGACUCAGCCACCACGGCCCCCCUGCGCCUCCACUGCCUCCCACAAGCACUGCCUCAGUACCUCAGCAGAGUUGCCCCUAUGAGGUGUGGAGGUACCAGAGCAGGCCCAGCGGUCAGUCCCUGGAGUCGGGCAUCUCCAGACAUCCAGGACUGCUACCUCAGCACCAGCAGAGCCACAAUCAGCCGAAGCCCCAUGUCAGCUCCACUAGGACACCCGUCAUCACCCCCAAUUUCCCACGUUCUGCCUGUUCCUCCAAUACCCACGGAAACAGCACACCGUCUUUGUUCUCCUCAGGACCUUCCAGGACAGUAGACGAUGUCACCAGCAGAGGAUCAAAGCCUCCUUUAAGGGCUCCUGUGUACUAUCACGCUCCUCCUCAUCAAGUCCUAACCUCCUCCCAGACAUACUCCCCAACAAACAUUCCUUCCACUGUGGCUCCCCGGCACCCCCAGUCCAUCGAGGAGGCACUGGACAAGCUCGAUGCAGAGCUGGAGGGCCACAUGCGAGCUGAGGAGAGCAGGAGGAGAAGGGACAGGGAGGACGAAGAACGUCGAACGAAAGAGCGGGAAGACCAGGAGAGGAAGAAGAGAGAGGAGCAGGAGGAGAUGAAAAAGCGAGAAGAGGAUGAGAGAAGGAGGCGGCAAGAGUGGGAGCUGCAGGAGAAAGAGAGGAAGAGGAGGCAGGAGGAGGAGAGGAAGCGGAGGGAAGUGGAGAGGCUGCAAGAGGAGGAGAGGAAGAGGAGGGAGUGGGAGAAGCAGGAGCAAGAAAGGAAGAGGAGAGAGUGGGAAAGGCAGGAGGAGGAAAAAAGGAGAGAGUGGGAAAGGCAGCAGGAGAAGAAGAGGAGGGAAGCAGAGGAGAGGAAGCAAAGAGAGCGAAAGCAAGAAGAGGAGAAAAAGAAGAGAGAAGCUGAGCAGAUGAGAACAAAAGCUAAGGAGCAGCAGAAUUCCAUUGAAAACCUGCAAAGGCUUCUGUGUGGCCCACCAACUACUGCUCCUACACCUACCGCCGCCUCCCAGGCCUCACCCUACCCCUGGCUGAGCCGUGGUGGCGCCCCAUGCCAGGCGCCUGACAACAGCACCUCUCUGGGAAGACUCCAGCCGCCGCCAUUGACCCCACAGACAGAGUUUGCUCGUGAGAAGCAGAGGCAGCGGGAAAUGUGGGGCAGUCCCCGUCUGACACACACUACCUCAGGGAUGAAUAAGCCCCCCGCCCUCGCCACACACAUCACACCACACCAGUCCAAAGACCAAGCAGGUGCACCUCCGACACUCAGAGAGCCACCCAAACUCUAUCCGGCUUUUCCUAGAGAAAACCUGCCACCCCCCCCUCCAAGGGCACCACCCGCCGGGACUCUGCUCGACAAGGAGUCAGGCGACGUCUCGGACAGUUCUCCCUUUGAGGAGGAGACCGCUGAGUUGUCCACGUUGCUCCCAGACGGCCUGGCCAACAUCAUGGCCAUGCUUGAUGAGUCCAUCCAGAAGGAAGAGGAGAUGUACUUGUGUGCUCCCCCCCUCCUACCAGCGCUCAAACACCAAGAAGACUUUGGAGCUAAUCAGCCUCACGCCAGCCCCCCUGUGCUCAGCCGCCAAGGGUCACUGGCAUCGCCCUGCAGCCGCACAUCUUCCCUCAACGAGGAGGAGGAUGAUUGCCUUAAAGUCUGCCCCCCUAACACAGGAGUGGGGAACAGCAGCUACCGCCACAGUGACCUGGCCAAACUUUACGGCCUUCCCGAGCAGGUCAAAAGCGAGCCAGAUGAUGAUGACGAAGAUUCUGAGACCCCUUCAUGCUCCCCGCCACCUCAAAGACCCCAUCUCCACCAGACGGGGGUAAACAGUAUGUUCAAGUCUCUGGCGACAGUCCUGGAGAGCCAGAAGUACGCCUACCGUGGUGGACCUUUUGGUAGACCGCCGCCGUCGGCUCUGGUCGGAGUUAAAUACUCUUCGUCCCUCUCGCUGGGUCCUGAUAUUUGCCGCCAGCAGAAUGGCGGCUCCCCCGUAUCCGAUUCCACCAAUGCCCCUUUGAGUCCAACGGCCCAACCUCCAAAGUCUUUGCCUCUCUCUUCUGAAGAGAGGAACGCAAACGUAGAGUGUGCUGAUGAGAAAGGAUAUCUGGAAACGGAGAACCCAGUCACUUGUGUCAAGGAGAAACAAUGUUUGACCACCAUCUCAGAGUCGUCGCUGGCAGAGCUGGCUGACAGCUGCCAACUCUCACUCCCUCGAACGCCACUCCCCUAUGUGGAAAAAGAAUCACGGCACAGCAAAGUGGAAGAUGGACAGAAGCCUGAGAAAGUGAAAGAGCGACACAAGGACAGAGAGAGGGAGAAGGAGAAGAGGAGAAAACACGAAGACAGGAAAGAGAGAAAGAAGCAUAGAGAAAAAAGGGAAGAGGUCGCUUUCUCUUCAUCCUCAUCCUCGUCCUCGUCUUCACAUUCCAGCAGCAACCACAAGAGGCACAAGGAGCGAAAGAGUCACAAGGACAAAAAGGGCCGGCGGAUUCUGUGUGACCUCAUUCUACAGAGCAAGGGCGGCUUGGGAAAGAACCGCAAUCACGACCCGGAAAAAAAGAGGCGCAAGGACACUGUCGGUACCACCUCCUCCAGUGAGGGCGACCAUGUUGAGUGGCGGUCAAAAAAAGGCGCCCAAUCCAGCUCUUCGCUCGAUUCCAACAACUUGCUUAGGCUAAAAGCACUGUCUGACGGGCCCCCCAAGGAGCUGAAGAUCCGCCUGAUCAAAGUGGAGAGCGGUGACCGAGAGACUUUCAUCGCCUCUGAGGUGGAAGACAAGAGGAUCCCUUUGGAAGAUAUCACCAUUAAGAACACCGCCGCUGAAAUCAUCCGCUCUUGCAAGGGCACCAGAGUAAAAGGGAAGUUUAGGGAAUCUUACCUUCUACCGGCUUUUUCUGUAAAGCCAAUCAUGACGUCUGAGGAGCCCAUUCCAAGGGAAAAACUCAACCCACCGACUCCCAGCAUCUAUUUGGAGAGCAAGAGGGAUGCCUUCUCCCCUGUGUUGCUGCAGUUCUGUACUGACCCAAAGAAUCCAGUCACAGUCAUCAGAGGCCUGGCUGGGUCGCUGCGGCUCAACCUGGGCUUUUUUUCUACAAAGUCUCUGGUGGAGGCCAAUGCAGAGCAGGCAGUGGAGGUGAGGACUCAGGUACAGCAGCCAGCCGACGAGAACUGGGACCCUAGUGGCACGGGCCAGACGUGGCCUUGCGAGAGCAGUCGCUCACACACCACCAUCGCCAAGUAUGCUCAGUACCAAGCCUCCAGCUUUCAGGAGAGCCUGCAGGAGGAGAAGGGCAGCGACGAGGACGAAGAAGAGGAUGACAAAAAGCCAUCCGGCAGCUUAGAAGUACUAAGCAAGGACGUUGCAAAAGACAGUAGCAGCAAUGAGCAGAAAGCAGUUGGCAAGAUCAUUAAAUUUGGCACCAACAUUGACCUAUCAGACCCUAAGAGGUGGAAGUCUCAGCUGCAGGAGCUACAGAAGCUGCCAGCGUUCAUGCGGGUGGCAUCCAGUGGCAAUAUGCUGAGCCAUGUGGGACACACCAUCCUGGGCAUGAACACUGUACAGCUCUACAUGAAGGUUCCAGGCAGCAGAACGCCAGGCCACCAGGAGAACAACAACUUUUGCUCAGUGAACAUCAACAUCGGCCCUGGAGACUGUGAGUGGUUCUCUGUGCACGAGAACUACUGGCAAGCCAUCAGUGACUUCUGUGAGAAACAUGGGGUGGACUACUUGACGGGCUCCUGGUGGCCUGUGUUGGAGGACCUCUACAACGCCAACAUCCCAGUGUACCGCUUCAUCCAGAGGCCAGGAGACUUGGUGUGGAUCAAUGCAGGGACUGUUCACUGGGUACAGGCUGUGGGUUGGUGCAACAACAUCGCCUGGAAUGUAGGCCCGCUCAAUGCUUACCAGUACCAGUUGGCCCUGGAAAGGUUUGAGUGGAACGUAGUCAAAAAGGUCAAGUCCAUCGUCCCCAUGAUUCACGUGUCGUGGAACGUGGCCCACACCCUCAAGAUCACUGACCCAGACACCUUCAAGAUGGUCAAACACUGUCUAUUGCAGUCCAUGAAGCACAUCCAGAUCCUGCGUGACCAACUGGUGUCUCAAGGCAAAAAGAUCUCUUACCAGAGCAGAGUCAAGGACGAACCCGCCUACUACUGUAACGAGUGUGACUUGGAGGUGUUCAAUUUGUUGUUCGUGACGAGUGAAAGCAGCAGUAAGAAGACGUAUGUGGUGCACUGUGAGGACUGUGCACGUGAGAACAAUCCCAGCCUGAACAACGUGGUCGUGCUGGAGCAAUACUCAAUGGAGGAGCUCAUGAGCACGUACGACGCCUUCAACUUGGCCUCCUCCUCCUCACGAUGACACCACUUUCUUCCUUCCCGCACGUCCUCAGCCACAACCAAAACUCCUGCAAGUCAGGACAAAAAGUUAGCAUAUUUAAGAUUUGGUGGUGUUGUUUUUGUACUACUGCUAAUACUUGCCGGACAGCCAGUUGAAUUUGUUUACGCCCUCUUACUGUUUACAAAUAAACACACAGCAAGCCGCCAAUCAAACAUCAGUUUACUCUCAGAUGGUGCUUUGUCUUGAAUACUGAACUUUGUACAUUUUUUGUGGGGUGCUGUCUUUUUUUAAAUCAAAUAAUUUAUUGUUUUUCCUAAACUAGAUAUAUAUACCACAUUGGCCUUGUUACUUGUAUUUAGAAAAGAGAAAAUGGAAAAAUACUAAUAAUAGAGAUAUGGAGUUUUUUUCUAAAGCAUUAAGAAUUUUAAAAUUUACAUUUGUUUGGAAUGCUUCAAGACAUACGGGUUUUAAUGACUUUUUAGGGGAGGGGGGAUAAUUUGAUCUUUUUGUCUUUUGUACAUUUUGUGUUUUUUUUUUAUUGAAUUAUUCAUGUAUCUCUCCUGGAAAUGAUUACCAUUCAGUUGUCAAACAUCAGGUUUUUUGUUUAAAAAGUCAUCUGGUGCUGAUUGAAAAUUGUACAUUUAAUUUAAAAACAUUCCCUCUAUUUAUUGGAUAUCAAUGUCCUAUUUUGACAGGCUUGUAAACACUUUUCUUUAUUUUUGAUGAAGUUUGCCAAUGAUAACAUUAGAAUAUAUGUUUGUCAAAAAUAACGCCACAUUUCCCUUCACAGGAGACAUACAGUUCACCUAAUUUGUAUAAUUAUCAAUUAAGGGGAUUGCUGUUUUUCCCCCCAAAUGCUUUGAGAAAUUGUAAUUUGUUUUGACCACAUAGGAGAUUGUAAGGAUAUAAUCUGAUGAAUAUGAUAAUGGGAUAGAUGGUGCUAAAAGUUUUUUUUUUCUCUUUUUCCUGUUGCAAUAUUACCCUUGUCCUUCUUCUUUGUGCUCAUCUAUUUAUAAGUGCACUGUUUAGAGAGUUCACACACACACACACACACACACACACACACGCCAAACUGAGCCAGACAUGUCUUAAAACACUUUGAAAUUGUGUGACAUUACUAUGACUUAUUAAUAAACCAACAAGACUUGUA